Microthlaspi erraticum is the source of this 327-nucleotide messenger RNA. Lineage: Eukaryota; Viridiplantae; Streptophyta; Magnoliopsida; Brassicales; Brassicaceae. The record is from the annotation of a GenBank genome assembly.
AUGUACGAUGGAGAAGACGUCAAGACAUUCACGGAUAAGUUAAUUGUUUUGGAAAAUCAAUUAACUUAUCAUGGAGAAAAGAAGACCAACACACAACUCGUACAAAAGAUACUCAUCUCUCUCCCGGCCAAGUUCGAUAGCAUUGUUAGCGUGUUGGAGCAAACUCGCGACUUGACUACAACAACGAUGACGGAGUUAAUCGGUAUCUUGAAGGCGCAUGAGGCAAGACUGUCCGUAAGAGAGGAAAGCAACAACGAAGGAGCAUUCAAUGCUCACUCAAGACAAAGAGAUUCUGGUUUCAAAAGAGACAACACAGAAGCCGUGUGA